Messenger RNA from Saccharomyces eubayanus, 2526 nucleotides. RefSeq names its product Rcy1p (gene RCY1). Gene Ontology annotation, biological process: exocytosis; Golgi to plasma membrane transport. The record is from RefSeq and is a predicted model, not a curated record. Gene Ontology annotation, cellular component: exocyst; cytoplasm. Lineage: Eukaryota; Fungi; Ascomycota; Saccharomycetes; Saccharomycetales; Saccharomycetaceae. Bases 1 to 2526 code for a protein of 841 amino acids. The transcript has a single exon.
AUGGACGGCCUACUAAAAGUUCCCGAGGUUGUCAUUAAUAUUGCAUCAUUUUUGCCCACUACAGAUUAUUUAAGUUUUCAACAGGUAAAUAAACAGGUUCAUGAUUCAGUUCUUCAAGGUGAGAAUGAUUCAAAGUACUGGUCGUUGAAGUUAACCAGAAUGGGCCUUCAAAUGGUCCACUCGCACGACACAGAAGAUAGUAAAUUAUUGAACGACAAUGAUAACGAGGAUCCUAUAGCAAUAUUCGAGGUAUACAAAUCUUUCACUUCUCAAGAAUCCAAAAAAAUCUUUGCAAAAUUUUACCAUUGUUAUAAUUCAUUUGCUAAAAAACUGUACAACAACAACCUAGCUAAUUUCUUUCCAAAUUCAUACUCCAACGAUCCAUUGAAACAAAUAAAAACUCUAAAUUUCAUCAAACGCUACAAUUUAUCAAACAGAAAUGAUCUGAAAACAUAUAGUAAGAUAGAUACGAACUUUAACAUCCUUAGAGAAAUCUUUAUAAACUCUGUUCUCAAAGAAAUUGAAUUAAAUUACCAGUCCAACGAUUUAGUCACAGUGGCGCGCUUUAUUAAAGUCUUACUGGUAUCAAAUGAGGAAAACAAUGCUAUCGAAUUUUUCAAAUCGAAAGCAGAUUUACCUCCUAGUUUAACAGUUUUACCUUCCAAUGACGAACUGUUUUUGAGAGAGCAACCCCAAAGAGGGGAAGAUAGUAAAAGUACAGACAUCAUUAAUCCUGAGACUUUGGACAAACUUCUCGACCCAUUAAGAGAUUUUCUUAAUGAAAAGAUCAAAUUAGCCGACAUCCUAUUCCAAGAGGAAUUUCCUGUAAUUUUACAGUUAGUUGAAUCUUUUAUUCAGGAUGUUUUACUGGACAUUCUAAAUAACAUUCUAUCAAAUUAUAGCGGGUUUUUGAAAUCAAACGAUAAAGAUUCCAAGGCAAAUUAUGAAUGUUUACCACAGCUUUAUUUUACGUUUAUAAAGAAAUUUGGUACCGAAUUAAAUGAUUCUGUCAACGCAGGUUCAACUUUUCGUAAGGUUGCUCACGAAUUUUUAGACCUGUAUCUGGAGCCCUUUGUUGUCAACUAUUUAAAUCAAACAACUAGAGUCUUUGAAUCACUGAUUAGUUCACAGUUAGUUAAUUACGAUAUCCAAUUUCAAGACAAAGAACGAGAGCAGAAUGAAAAAAUUUAUAACUCUCUGAAAGAUCAAACAGAUACUACGAGCACAAACAAUAACGAUUCAUCAAAUAGCCAUUCAACAACAAUAAUUUCGGCAACUACACCAGAAGCAGAACCAAAGUUAAAGACACCACCACAAUCGGUGCACUCAACUAAUAACAUAUCUGAUGAUAAACUGGAUUUUUUAAGUUCCUUUACUAAGAUCUUCAAAUUUUCCAAUAACGAAAAUCAAAAACUAAAACAACAACUACAAUUAGCAUAUAAUUUGAAUUUGAUCUCUAAUAAUCUACAAAAUAUUAAAUCGCUGAUAAGUCUUGACCUUUGUUACAAAAUUCUACACGAGACAAGCGAAAAGACAGAUGAAAUCUAUAGAUUUCAUACGAUGGAAAAUUUGUUACCGUUAAUUAAGUUGCGAUGUCAAGAGAUUUUUAAAAUUUUGAUUACCCAAUUGAAUAAAAAUCACGUUAAACCUGCUUUUGAGAAGGCGAUUAUGCUACUACAAAAGUAUAAUCCCAAUGAGUUAGAGCAAAUAGAAAUAAAGUUUGAUUCACUUUCACCGGGAAAUAGUCGGGUAGAACCGUUGGUACAAUUUACUGAGCUGAUCAAUAUAGGUGACAUCAUAUUACAAAUGAUUUCCAUUUUUUACAAAAACGAACUAAUUCCUAAGAAGAUUAUCGACAAGAACAAAGAUUUCCUCAAUGAUGUUAUCCAAUCAAAAAAAAAUUUUGAAACUUCUAUUGAUGACUUUGUAGCAGAAGGGUUAAAUAUUGGUAUAAACAAACUAAUGGAUGAAAUUUCAUUCGUUUUCAAGACUCUACAGUUACCUGACGACUACAACCCACCGCCCCCUUCCACAAAUUCACCAAUACGGGAUAUAAAACCGACAAAAUGUGCUAUUAGGGUCGUUGAGUUACUUUCUAAUCAUUGUUUCCUAUUGACUGGGGCGACCGAUAAGGGUACCAUUGAUGUCUACCAACAAGAAAUCGGUGAAAGAUUUUUCAACGAGAUCGUAAAACAUUUGAAAAAAAGCUUUAUAUCUACAGAAGGCGCUAUUUGGUUGAUCUGUGAUCUAAAUUACUUCUAUGAUUUUAUUGCCAAUAAAUUAAAACAAAAAAACGUUGUACCUUAUUUUGUUGGAUUGAAAUCUAUUGGGCAAUUGUAUAUCAUAUCCGGAAAGGACUCGAAAGAGCUAGGGAAGUUAAUUUCCGACCUUGGGAAAUUCAAUGGAAUUUUCACGCAAGAAGAAAUAUAUGAGUUUGUUCAAAGAAGAAGCGAUUGGGUUCGUGUACGAAAAGACGUUGAAAAGGUGAUGUAUGGUCUCGGCAUACGUGAUUGCUGCAUUAUGUAA